CCGGGGCGGGGGGAGGGAAGGGAAGGGAGGCGAAGCCGGCAGGAAGGAAGGAAGGACGGACGGACCAGGAGGAGGAGCGGCAGCAGCGGCCGGAGCCGGAAGGCGGGGAGGGGCCGUCCGUUGGGCCCGAGGCGGCGGCGGCCAGGGCGAACUGCUCUCGUCGCCUCCUCCCCCCGGCGCCGCGGAGGGGGGAGGAGGAAGAUGGAGACCCACAUCUCGUGCUUGUUCCCCGAGCUGCUGGCCAUGAUCUUCGGCUACCUGGACGUCCGGGACAAGGGGCGCGCGGCGCAGGUGUGCACAGCCUGGCGGGACGCCGCCUACCACAAGUCGGUGUGGCGGGGGGUGGAGGCCAAGCUGCACCUGCGCCGGGCCAACCCGUCGCUGUUCCCCAGCCUGCAGGCCCGGGGCAUCCGCCGGGUGCAGAUCCUGAGCCUCCGCCGCAGCCUCAGCUACGUGAUCCAGGGCAUGGCCAACAUCGAGAGCCUCAACCUGAGCGGCUGCUACAACCUCACGGACAACGGGCUGGGCCACGCGUUUGUGCAGGAGAUCAGUUCCCUGCGCGCCCUCAACCUGAGCCUCUGCAAGCAGAUCACCGACAGCAGCCUGGGCCGCAUAGCCCAGUACCUUAAAGGCCUGGAGGUUCUAGAGCUGGGGGGCUGCAGCAACAUCACCAACACCGGCCUCCUGCUCAUCGCCUGGGGCCUGCAGCGCCUCAAGAGCCUUAAUCUCCGCAGCUGCCGCCAUCUCUCGGAUGUGGGCAUUGGACACCUGGCCGGCAUGACGCGCAGCGCGGCAGAGGGCUGCCUGGGCCUGGAGCAGCUCACGCUGCAGGACUGCCAGAAGCUCACCGAUCUUUCUCUAAAGCACAUCUCCCGGGGGCUGACGGGCCUGAGGCUCCUCAACCUCAGCUUCUGCGGAGGCAUCUCGGACGCGGGUCUCCUGCACCUGUCGCACAUGGGCAGCCUCCGCAGCCUUAACCUGCGCUCCUGUGACAACAUCAGUGAUACGGGCAUCAUGCACCUGGCCAUGGGCAGCCUGCGCCUCUCGGGGCUGGAUGUGUCGUUCUGUGACAAAGUGGGGGACCAGAGUCUGGCUUACAUAGCGCAGGUUCUUUCCCUCUGCUCCUGCCACAUCAGCGAUGAUGGCAUCAACCGCAUGGUGCGGCAGAUGCACGGGCUGCGCACGCUCAACAUCGGACAGUGUGUGCGAAUCACGGACAAGGGCCUGGAGCUGAUUGCUGAGCACCUGAGCCAGCUCACUGGCAUAGACCUGUACGGCUGUACGCGAAUCACCAAGCGCGGCCUGGAGCGCAUCACGCAGCUGCCCUGCCUCAAGGUACUCAACUUGGGACUCUGGCAGAUGACGGACAGUGAGAAGGUCAGGUGAGGGCGGCAGCACCAACUCCCCUUGUCCCGCCCUGUUUCUCCUCCUGUCAUCUCCCCCCUCCCACCUCCACACGCACACUUAUACACAGAUCCUUGCAGUGGAUGAGAUGGGGGCAGUGAUACGAAGCUUCAGGCUCAUUUUUCUCCUCCCUCCUCCAGCACCCCCUGCCCACUACUCGUCCAUUCAUUGCAUCUGGGGUUCCUCUGCUACCCCUACCGUACCCCCCCCCUUUUUCCCUGAGAAUGGAGAGAAGGACUCAGCUACUUAACCCAUCCACUCCUCUGCUGGGGGAUGGAGGGCUGAUUGAGCUACUGUAUCCCCACUGCGUUGCUUUAGAAAAUGGGGGUGGGGGUGGGAAGAACUAGUCCUUUCGACCCUGGGGAGUUGAGGAAAAUGUCUGCCUUCACUUAAGCUUUCAUUGGAAUACUGUGAUCUGGUUUUUAUUUUGAAAUGUAUGAAAGCAAACCCAACUAUAACGGCCUUUUCACCCUUCCUCCACUUAAUAACUAAUCCCAGUCUCUUCUCAUCACUUCUCUUUUUACAGUACUCUGAUAUCCACGCUCAUUUCAUUUUUAUCCUUUUUUUUUUUAUCAUGGUCCUUUUUUUCUGCUGAAUAUAUUCUAUAUAUUAUAUAUAUAUAAAUUUUAUAUAUAUAUAAGUAUAUAUAUAUGUCUGGCUACCUCGUUUUAGUUUACUUUUUUCUCUGAAGCCCUGGAAUUCAACAAGAGAGAUAUUUUGAGACUAAAACAUUUUUGUGCCUAGACUGGAAAGAUACCCAUUGGGUUUGUACGUCUUUUCUUGGUUGGUUUCUUCCCAAACCCCAUCCAUCCAGUAUGUCCCACUUCCACAUUCUGGCUAUAAUUUUCUUUUUCUACUUGUCCAUUGAGAUUUGAGGGCCCAACGAUGUUCCUAAAUCUUAAUUUAUAGCACAAAUGUGUGGGAGAAAUGAGAGUUGAACUGGUUUUUGUUUGAGAUGCAGAUUGUCUUGCAAAUGAUUAUUAUAUAUGCAAAUUAUGCCCUACCCUCACCCUCUUCCAAGUUUCCCCACAAAAAGGUCACACAGUGAGGCUUCCUGUUGGAAGCAGAAGAGCAGAGUUGGCCUACAGAGCCCCUGGGGCUGUAAUGUGAAGGGAAGGAGACUGAAAUUCAUGUCUUUAUCUCUGUUCUGUUAAUAAAAUGGGAGUUUGUGGGUUUUAAAAAAUUCUGUUUCUAAAUGGAGGAGUAGAUGACUUUAUUUUGGUGGGGGUUGGGACUUGUGGCUUUAAAAAAAAAUCGCUUUUGAGUAGGAUGUAUAUUUUUGUUGGAUUUUUUGUUUAUUUUUUUAGAAUCCUCCACAGCAACAUGCGAGACCAUGGAGUUAAAGAAACCCAGAGACCUUUAUCAAUUAAUUGUACUGUUUGUGAAUUUGUAUAAAUAAUAACAAAGAUCCUCUUAAAACGUUUAUAUUCUUACAGUAAAAGGUUAAACUGAUAUUUAUAUAAUAAAAGAGGAAAUAUGAAGUAUGUUUUUGAGAAAAAA
Pteropus alecto (black flying fox) is the source of this 2904-nucleotide messenger RNA. RefSeq names its product F-box and leucine rich repeat protein 14 (gene FBXL14). Gene Ontology annotation, biological process: SCF-dependent proteasomal ubiquitin-dependent protein catabolic process. NCBI's taxonomy places the organism in Eukaryota, Metazoa, Chordata, Mammalia, Chiroptera, Pteropodidae. Gene Ontology annotation, cellular component: SCF ubiquitin ligase complex. The record is from RefSeq and is a predicted model, not a curated record. Gene Ontology annotation, molecular function: protein binding.